GCUCAAUCACCGCCUGCAUUGCUCACUCUCCAAUUCUCUUCCGGCGAUUUGAAUCUCUGCCGGACCUCCACAACAGGUUGAGAACAACACAUUCAUUCAUUAGCUAUAUACGAGAAGAAAGGGAAAGAGAAGAGAGGGGCCACCCUCGUCUCUGCCUGGCACUCGAGGUGGAGAAUUGAGAGUAGAGAGGGACCGAAUUCGGAGCAUUGAGGGAGAGAAAUAUGAGUUUCAGAGAGGAUAACGAGGAAGGAAGGGAUCUUAGGAAGCCCUUCCUCCAUACGGGGAGCUGGUAUCGUAUGGGUUCGAGGCAGUCUAGCAUGAUGGAGAAGCUCGGUUCUUCCACUAUGGUCAUCCGAGACAACUCCAUCUCUGUUUUGCUUUGCGUUCUCAUCGUUGCUUUGGGCCCUAUUCAGUUCGGCUUUACCGGUGGCUAUUCUUCCCCUACGCAAGCGGCCAUCAUCAGUGAUCUCGGGCUUUCAAUCUCCGAGUUCUCGAUAUUUGGGUCUCUAUCGAAUGUAGGAGCCAUGGUUGGGGCAAUAGCCAGCGGUCAAAUUGCAGAGUACAUAGGAAGGAAAGGGUCGUUGAUGAUUGCUUCUAUCCCUAAUAUCAUUGGAUGGCUAGCAAUAUCUUUUGCCCAUGAUUCUUCAUUUUUGUACAUGGGGAGGUUGUUGGAAGGAUUUGGCGUAGGAGUUAUCUCUUACACAGUGCCAGUAUAUAUAGCAGAGAUAGCACCUCAGAACAUGCGAGGAGGCCUUGGAUCAGUGAAUCAGCUAUCAGUUACAAUUGGAAUAAUGUUGGCUUAUAUUUUGGGGAUUUUUGUUAACUGGAGAGUUCUUGCGGUUUUAGGAAUCCUGCCCUGUACAAUUUUGAUACCUGGUUUGUUUUUCAUCCCUGAAUCUCCCCGAUGGCUGGCAAAAAUGGGUAUGAUGGAUGAAUUUGAAGCUUCAUUGCAAGUUCUACGGGGUUUUGAUACUGACAUAUCCGUUGAAGUGAAUGAAAUCAAGAGGUCUGUUGCAUCAACAACCAGAAGAACUACGAUCCGGUUUUCCGAUCUGAAACAAAGAAGAUAUUGGUUUCCUUUAACGAUGGGAAUUGGAUUACUUGUGCUGCAGCAGGCUAGUGGAAUCAAUGGUGUUCUAUUUUAUUCCACCACCAUUUUUGAAGCUGCUGGUAUUUCCUCAAGUAAUGUUGCAACAUGUGGAGUUGGUGCUAUUCAGGUUCUUGCCACUGGAGUAACAACAUGGUUGGUCGACAAAGCUGGCCGUCGGCUUCUUCUUAUAGUCUCUUCAUCUGGAAUGACUGUCAGUCUUCUACUUGUUUCAAUAUGUUUUUACGUCAAGGAUAUUCUAUCUGAAGAAUCUCGAUUUUAUAGUCUGAUGGGCAUAUUAUCCGUGGUCGGGAUUGUGACCUUCGUGCUUACCUUUUCUCUAGGAGUUGGAGCUAUCCCAUGGGUUAUAAUGUCAGAGGUAAUGCCAGUGAAUAUUAAGAGUCUUGCUGGAAGUGUAGCAACGUUGUUCAACUGGUUAACCUCUUGGGUCAUUACAAUGACUGCAAACUUGCUUUUGACUUGGAGCAGUGGAGGUACCUUCACCCUUUACACAAUCGUGAGUGCUUUUACUGUGGUAUUUGUGGCACUUUGGGUCCCUGAGACAAAGGGGAGAACUCUUGAGGAAAUUCAGUGGUCCUUCAGAUGAAAUUUUUUGUCGGAAUAUCUGGUUUCUCAAUUGCUGUUUUGUAAUUGCCUAGUUUAACAUUGUGCCAAAGCAAAUUUGUAAUCUUAGUCCGGCAUAAAGGGAACUCUUACAUCUUCCAUCACCCAUAGGUUUGUUUCACCUUCCUUUUUUAUUAUAAUCCAGGUCCCUAUAUAUUGUACCAUGUGUUGUAAUUCUAUUUGAAUAAAUCAUAUACAUUUUUUGUGCCCAUUGUAUUAUUUAAUUCAUCACAAUCAAUUC
Messenger RNA from Telopea speciosissima, 1952 nucleotides. RefSeq names its product sugar transporter ERD6-like 6. Gene Ontology annotation, biological process: transmembrane transport; carbohydrate transport. The transcript is spliced from 18 exons. The coding region runs from base 222 to 1694 and encodes 490 amino acids. The record is from RefSeq and is a predicted model, not a curated record. Gene Ontology annotation, cellular component: membrane. Gene Ontology annotation, molecular function: sugar transmembrane transporter activity. NCBI's taxonomy places the organism in Eukaryota, Viridiplantae, Streptophyta, Magnoliopsida, Proteales, Proteaceae.